GGUCUUUGUAUGAUUUCUCCGGCCGCAAUUCUGUUAAUUACGGCCUCAUCCAAUUUUUUGAUUUCUUUUGGUUCUUCCAUUCUAACCUAAAAAUUCAACCGCGCACUUUCAAAUCUGGGGAUUUUUAUGCGCGUCAACGUUUUUGACAGAUGACAGCAUGACAACAAGUUUUGUUUAUAAUUAUUGAAAUGUAUUUAAUUUUAAUAAUAGACGUGUAAAACCAAUUUAAGGACGUGUUUAUGAGUGAAACAAGCAAUUAAUAUUUCGAGUUGUCUCCAGUAAUUAGCUUCUGCUUGAUUUUCAACUACCGUGUGUGUCACCUUGAUACCCUUAAGUGGCGAAGUUGUACAAAUGCAGCCCUUUAUUGACAUAGGACUGAAUCCUGUAUUUUUGUCAAUAACAAAUAUCAGACAAAAUGUAAUAAAAUCAUGGCAGUUUUCAGUAAGUUUUAUCGUUUAAACUUCAAAAUGUGGUUAGUGGGUGACUUAACACCUCCUUUGAGUGUUCCUACAGUACUUAGCACUUUUAUCGUGUGUAUUAUAAGUUUUUAUCUUUUUAAAUGGUUGAGUGGUGACGGUAAUGUCCCUAUACGAGAUUCCUCAAAGAAUCACAGUUGGACCCCCAUUAAAAUCACCGCACGGGCAUGGUAUUGCUCAAUUUGUGAAUCUUUUUUAAUUAAUGGCAUUGGGGUUUAUUGCGAUUGUUGUGGUGUUUGUGCUGACCCAGAAUGCGUUAAAAAAGCCAACGCGAAGUUGCAGUGUAAAAUCGUGACGAGUAAUAAUGACAGUCAGGCGCACCAUUGGGUCAAAGGGAACUUGCCUCUGGGGGCUAUCUGUUGCUUUUGCAACGAGGACUGUUCAAUGGAGCCUGGUUUGAUUGACUACCAGUGCUGUUGGUGUCAAAGGACUGUCCACACCGACUGUCUUCCAAAACUCCCUAAAGAGUGUGAUUUUGGCCCAUUUAAAAACAUGAUAGUUCCACCCUGGUGCGUGCAAGUGGCACGUCGGAAGGGAGCUCUCAAUAAACACCUCUUGCUCCGCGGAGUCAAAGAUCCUGGAUGGAAAAACUGGACGCCUUUGGUUGUAGUGGCAAAUAAAAAAUCAGGCAACAGUGAUGGGGCUCUGCUCUUGUCUGAAUUCCGAAAAUAUUUGAAUCCUGUCCAGGUUAUAGAUUUGAGUGACCGGAAGCCACCAGCGGCGUUACAAUGGGCCGUACUUUUGGCUCCUAAAGAAAUAAGGGUUUUAGUGGGGGGAGGAGAUGGAACAGUGGCAUGGGUCUUGACAACUUCACAUAAAUUAGAUUUGGACCCGGAGCCGCCUCUUGCGAUUGUGCCUCUAGGGACCGGAAAUGACUUAAGUAGGGUUUUGGGGUGGGGGAAGGAAAAUCCGUCAGAGUUGGAUGUGGGAGAAGUGUUACAAAAUGUCCAGAAUGCGCGAUUGGCCCAAUUGGACCGGUGGAGAGUUGAAAUAACGUCUUCGAGACACUUGGGGCUACGCAUUCCGAACAAAACACUCUAUAUGUAUAAUUACAUCGGGAUUGGAGUUGAUGCACAGGUGGCUUUGAAUUUCCAUAAGACCCGAGAUAGCUUAUUCUAUGUGUUCGGGAGUAGAAUUUUUAAUAAAAUACUUUAUUUAUGUUUCGGUACCCAACAAGUGGUUACGUCAGAUUGUAAGAAUUUGGAACAAAAAAUCGACUUAUAUUUGGAUGGGAAACAAAUCGAUUUGCCUGAAUUGGAAUCAAUUGUUAUUUUAAAUAUACCAUCAUGGGGCGCGGGGGUCAAUUUAUGGGGUCUUUUGGGAAAUAACACAAAGCCGGCCCAGUCAUAUCAUGAUGGUGUUUUAGAAGUUUUAGGAAUCUAUUCUUCCUUUCAUAUUGCACAACUACAAGUUGGUCUUUCCACUCCAUUAAAAUUAGGUCAAGCCAAAACAGUUGAGGUACGGCUUAAGUCAAAAUCACCAAUUCAGAUCGAUGGUGAGCCUUGGGAGCAACACCCUUGUGUUAUAAAAGUGACUUUAGUCAAUAAAUGUCCUGUACUUAUUAAUCAGAGUAGAAGUUAGAAACAAAUGCAUUUAUAAAGUAUUUAUUCCCCGUUUCUUGCCGUGAUACUUAAAGUUUUUAACAUUUUUAAUAUUCCAGUACAAAUUUUUAUUUUGUGUUAAAUGUUUAUAUCAUGUUUUUAAUCUCUAUGUUGUAAUAAAUCGUGUAAAAAUAA
Molecule: messenger RNA, 2212 nt
Organism: Tribolium madens (black flour beetle)
Lineage: Eukaryota; Metazoa; Arthropoda; Insecta; Coleoptera; Tenebrionidae
Gene: Dgkepsilon
Product: diacylglycerol kinase epsilon
Exons: 9
Coding region: 429-2057 (542 amino acids)
Molecular function (GO): ATP-dependent diacylglycerol kinase activity
Source: RefSeq, a predicted model, not a curated record